AUGGAGAAGGUGGUGUAUUACAUCUUUGCCAUGGUGGGGAUGGAGUUGUUCAAAAACAAAGUGAAGUUCUACGAAGACAUCAGUCAUCCUGAGAAGGCAUACUGUGGAAACUCGUUACUGAAAGGCAGCACGUUUGCACAACUCAACUACUGCAAAAAUAAUUUCAAUAAUGUGGUUUCCUCCUUUAUCCUGCUGUUGGAGCUCACUGUUGUCAACCAAUGGCACGUGCUCGGCACCGGAUUUGCCACAGUCACUCAUAAAUCAGCCCUGAUCUUCUUUGUCCUCUUCCACGUCAUGGUUGUGAUCAUCAUCAUCAAUAUCUUUGUGGCGUUUGUUCUCGAGGCGUUCUUUGUGGAGUACUCUGUGGGUAAAGGUGAUCUGCAAACAUCUCUGGAGAGGAAGAUUGAGGAACUGGAGCUCGCCGUGGCACAGGAGAAACUAGAGGACAAUUUGGUCAACGCCAUGGAAACCACUGACAACGACUUAGGAUCUGGGCAGUCACCCACAGCAAACCUGCCUUCGCUACUAUUUAAAGUUUCUUCCAAAAGAUACCGGACGGUGGAUGCGUUGUUGCAGCGGAUGUUCGAGGCGGACCUCGACCCAGAGGAUUUUGCUGAGAACGACAUUCCUGAAGACCAGGCUGGGAACUUUGCAAAUCCAACAUUUGGAGUAGCAUAG
Xiphophorus maculatus (southern platyfish) is the source of this 678-nucleotide messenger RNA. Its product is annotated as two pore calcium channel protein 2-like. The record is from RefSeq and is a predicted model, not a curated record. The transcript has 6 exons. The coding region runs from base 1 to 678 and encodes 225 amino acids. Gene Ontology annotation, molecular function: monoatomic ion channel activity. Gene Ontology annotation, biological process: transmembrane transport; monoatomic ion transport. NCBI's taxonomy places the organism in Eukaryota, Metazoa, Chordata, Actinopteri, Cyprinodontiformes, Poeciliidae. Gene Ontology annotation, cellular component: membrane.